Messenger RNA from Caenorhabditis briggsae, 2106 nucleotides. Bases 1 to 2106 code for a protein of 701 amino acids. The record is from RefSeq and is a predicted model, not a curated record. The transcript is spliced from 5 exons. Lineage: Eukaryota; Metazoa; Nematoda; Chromadorea; Rhabditida; Rhabditidae.
AUGUUCUGGAAUAGAAAUACAAAAGUUCAUCAGAUUAUUUUGAUUGGAAUUUUCUCGAUCUGUAUUGGAAGUUCUGAGCCAUUUAGAAAUUUGAGUAUUGCUGAGAAUCAAGAUCGAUUGGAAUCUUGUGGAAAUUUCAAUCUUCCUCAACACUCCCAGGAUGCAAAUGGAGUCAUAAUCACAAAAGAACCAUAUGUAUUGAACAACGUCGUAACGUUCACAGGAAAUUCCACACAACUAGCUUUAGCGACAGCUACUGCAAUCUCAUCUCGUCACAUUUUAACAUCUUCUCAGGUAUUUAUUUCCGGUGGAAGGAAAUGGAGAUCGACUCAACAAUCUGCGCAGUGUUCCUCCGGUUCAGCUGAUCUUGACGUUCCAUCUGAAGUACUCAAGUCCAUUGAUUAUCUCCCCCUGACUCGAGCUACAAUAUUUGAUGUUUGUGACCCUACAAACAAAGACUUCAAGUAUACUGACAUCUCCAGGAAUUUAAUGCUUGCUGAAACGAAUGGAACGUUCAACGAUUACUUUUGUCUCGCAAGUGAGGUCACAAGUGUUCAUAAAGACGAGUUAUUGGAUUCAUAUGGACUUGCUUGGAAUAAAGGCACUUAUGAAUUGUAUCACAGAAAGUUGAAGUUUGUCGGCUACGGACAGGCGCCCCAUUCGAUGUUCACAGAAGGGUACAUAUCAAAAGACGAUUUCGCAAGUGCUUUGGUCAAAGAAAAAGACGGAAAAAAUAUGCUUUUGGGAAUUGGGUCAGCAAAUAAUCAAAAAAGCGUCCGAUUCGAUGGGCACUUUUUCAAAAUCGUAGACUUUAAAGAUACGAUUUGUUCACUGGCUGGAAUUUGUGAAGCUCCGAAAACAAUCACUACGACUACCACGACUACCACUACGACUACCACGACUCCCAUGAAUCAUCCGCCGACCACUACUACUUCUCAACUCCCAUCAACUCCCUCCACGUCAUCUGAAAACCGAAACAUCACGAUAUCAGCCAUCCCUCAUCUCAAAACACCGCAAACCAAUAUCCCCCCUAAAACUCCAGAAGAUUCCGAACCACAGGAAACUCCAAAUCGAAGACUAGAAAAGGAUGUUGAUGAGGAAUAUGAGGAGUAUUUGGCACGAAAAAAGGAAUCGGAGAAGGAUUAUGAAGAUGUGGAUGAUGAUAUUGUGGUUAGUAGGGAUUUCUUCACGGAUACUGGAAAACGAGAACUUCCAGAUUUUGUGCUGGUUUUGAUUAUUGUGAUGGUAGCUCAAUUUUUCGAAAAACUCCCAAAACUUCUUUACUUUCGAAUGAAUGAUCCAUUAGAGCUCCAUUUUCUUAACUAUUCAAUUAUUCAUACAAACCGAAGACCACCAAGUUUCAAAGCAUUAGGAGUGUUCUUUGGAACUCUUACAGUUUAUUUGAUUGGAGCUUUUAAUUUUUUUCUCAAUUUUCAGAUAAUCAGUGGGCUUGCAAACUAUAUAUCUCAAUGGUGGACGUCCAAACGAGUUGGAAAAGUUACAAGAACGCCUUGGAUUCCAAAAAAUUUGUGUGAAUAUAACAUAACAUCAAAUGGAACAAUUCCGGAGGCGAGAAUUUAUUGUGGAACUCCAAAAGGAUACAAUUUGUGCAACCGCAAGAUUAUCCAUUUGAUAAAAAUUAUAUACAACUUGAGAACUCUCAAUAACUAUCCAAUUCCAAAGAACACUCAAUUGAUAUCAAUAAAAAUGAAAGGAUUCGAGCAUGGAGAAGGUCCAUAUGAAUUCAUACCAAUUCUCGGAUAUUUUCAAGGUAGACAUGGUUCGAUUCCCUUCAAAGGACCAUCACCGGGAAGCUUUUUCACUUAUCAAAUGUUUGGAGAAAAUAGGGUUCAAGUGACAAGUUAUGUGGAAGAUGGUGUCAGUUAUGUUGCUGGAUUUUGCAUUUACAUUGAGAAACAAUCAUUGUGGGGUGUCAAUUUUCGAGUGGAUUUGAUUAAGAAGAUCCUGAAGUCAAGAAGGUAUUGGACGAGGAGUGAGAGGAGGAGGAGAGCGGGGAAUAAGGAGAGAGCGCUGGAUUCUGGAUUUGCUGAAAAUAACAAAAACACCGUUGUACCGUAUGAUUGUUUGAUUAUUUCUAAUGUUUGA